Stomoxys calcitrans (stable fly) is the source of this 6098-nucleotide messenger RNA. RefSeq names its product complexin (gene cpx). Gene Ontology annotation, molecular function: syntaxin binding. NCBI's taxonomy places the organism in Eukaryota, Metazoa, Arthropoda, Insecta, Diptera, Muscidae. Bases 669 to 1061 code for a protein of 130 amino acids. Gene Ontology annotation, biological process: synaptic vesicle exocytosis; neurotransmitter transport; regulation of neurotransmitter secretion. Gene Ontology annotation, cellular component: SNARE complex; terminal bouton. The transcript is spliced from 5 exons. The record is from RefSeq and is a predicted model, not a curated record.
ACUGCCGCUUAGUUCCCAGCUGCGACAAAAAGCGCCAGCUAUGGUGCCUCUUAUACAACAGUUCAACUAAAAUCAAACAAUUGCCAAGCAAGCCUACAACUAUUACUACAACUACUACUACUACUAAUACAACUACAACUACAACAAACACUAUUAAAACAAUUUAUUCAUACCAAAACUACAACAACGAGAACAAAACAAGCAACUACUACCACCACCACAUAAACAAGACAAACUACAAGAACAAGAACAACAACAAUCACAACUACAACCACAUCUACAAAAACCACAACAACAUCAAUAAUAUAAUAACAAGAACAACACCAACAACAAAAUAUAGCCAAAUAAUAAACGUAACGUCAUCGUCACCAACGUCGAACGUAUGUUUGUACAAAUACACAUUUCGCUGAGACCGUGGCCAACAGCCAACGCAUCCACAUAGCUCUAUCCCCCUCCCAGCAUACGGGGACUUAAAGUGAAAUCCUUAAAUUGACAAGGAACCCCCGCCUCUAAAAAAAGUACAAAAUAAUCGUCCAUUCAGCGGCCCAACAAUCGAUCCAAAGAUCGAUUAAACCUCCACGAAACAAAUUAAAUAACAAUCCAACUACGUAAUACAAACACAACGGUGUCUCAGGCGAGAUAGUAUUCAGUGAAAGCGCCAGCGAAAUAUGAAUUUCAUUGGCGCCGUAGGUGGUGAUGGCGGUGAUGAUGCCGACGAUAAGGAAAAGGCAGAGGAGGAGGAGAGAGAACGUCAGGAGGCCAUCCGUGAGGCUGAAGAACGACGCAAGGAGAAGCAUCGUCGCAUGGAAGAGGAGCGCGAAAAGAUGCGACAAGAUAUACGUGAUAAGUAUAACAUCAAGAAGAAAGAAGAGGUAGUAGAACAACAAAUGAUGCCACAAGAGGAGCCUAAUCCCCUGAUGCGGAAAAAGAAAACGCCGGAAGAAUUGGCUGCCGAGGCAGAGCAAGAAGAACUUGAUGAUUUCACGAAACUGAAAAAUCAAAUAGAAACGCAAGUAAAUGAGCUAAAAACCCAAAUAGAGGGAAAAUGCGUCAUGCAGUGAUAUGUCAACAUAAUUCUAUAUAAAUUAUAUGAAUAAUAUAAUUCUAAUAAUAACAAUAAAAUAAUAAUAAUAAUGAUAACAAACAAUGAAUAAAUUAAUAACAACCAGCAUAAAUCAGCUAAAACCCAACAACAAUAGCAAAAAACCACAUAUAUAUAUAAAGGCAAAUAAAUAAAACAAAAUAUGACAAAACAAGCAAACCAACCAAACCGAAGAAUAACAAAAUAAUAGCAAUGCGAACAUAAUAAACAGAAUUCAUUAAAACAAUAAUAAGAAUAAUUGAAUAAAUUAAAAGCAAACAGCAAAUAAAAGAGAAGCAAACAUAAUAAACCAUUCAUAUAAUAUUGGCGGAUUAUACAACAUAUAUAUAUAUAUACUUAAAAUAAUAUAUAUACAUCUAUAUAUAUAUUAAACAUAAACAAAUUGAAACCAAAUAACCAAAAAUGAAAAAAAUGGAAGUAUAAACUGCUGAAUUGCAUGAAAACAUAAUAAGGCUAUAUAUAUUUAAAGAAGAAGAACAACAACAAAAUUGAAGACAAACAAGAACACAUAUAUACACAACAACAUCAAAGAAAUGAUAUAUAUACAUUUACAAUAGUCUUUACAACAUAUAUAAGUAAUUGAGUAAAACAAAUCUACAUACAUAUAUAUAGAAAGAUAUACAAAUACAUGUGUAUGUGUGUACUAACACAUAUAUGCAUAUACAUAUGUGAAAGGAUACAUAUACAUAUAUAUGUCAAAGGAAACCCAACAACAGCACCACAACUAUUCUACUACUACUACUACAACAACAACAACCACAAACAAGAACAGCAACAAGUAUAUAUAUAUAUAUAUUUCAAAUUUCAACGUUUAUCUGGAUACUCGAUGAAUACUAAACUACAUCAAUAACUGCAUUAUUAUAAUCUCUACUCAAAAUAAUAACAACAACAACAACAGCAAUAAUAGAAAGAACAGCAACAACAAACCAUUCUUUGCAAAUCUUUAAUGAAUUAAAACCAAAGUAUGAAAUAAAUAAUCUGAACUACAAAAUAUAAAAUCCAACCGAAAAAGCUUGCAACCCUUGCAUCCAACAACAGCAAAAACAACAGUUAUGUUACUUACACGACCACCAACAUCACCACUACCAACAACUGCUAAACUGUCCCCUUUUUUUCUUCUCUAGCUAUGUAUCAUUUAAUUGGCUCUAAAUUUUCAAAUGCUUGCCUAGAGAUCCCUUCGAUAGCUAUACCCACUUGCGUUACUCCCAUUCUCAAUAAGAAACAUGUAGACAAAAAAAAACAGCUGCUGCUUACAACAAGUCUGCUCUCAACGAUAAUGAUAACAAGAUCACCCCAAAACCAAUUAACGAUUGCCUUAGUAUCUGACACAUAUAUGACAUAUGUAAGCACUAAGGCAAACGAGUGAUCGAUUGUAGGGUAUACACAAAAGAGAAUCCAAAAAACUAAAGCCUUUAAUUAAAAAUAAAAAAAUAAAUAAAAUUUAGAAGAAAUUUGUGAAAAUCAUUUAAAAUAAUACAAAGAUAAAAACUAUAGCCGAUUAGUAAAAAAGGAACUUAUUAAUUUAAAAACAAAACACCGACGAAAUUUUAGUAAACAAAGCGAUAAGAAACCAAAACCAAAAUGAAAAAAACAAAACAAAAACCAAUAACAAGCAUUACUUAGGCUGUUAAUGAAUUUGAUUACAUUGAAGAACAAAUAAUGCAAAAAACCCCAGUAAUGAAUUAACCAAGGAAAUGUAUUAACAACAAAACAAAGCAAAUUCAUAAUACAUAUAACAACACUAGUUUAGUGAAAAUUUCGAAAGUUUGCUAACACUUUUCGUAAUUGUUUCGUUUUGGUUUUGUUUUUGCAUUAUUUGAUUCGUGAUACAUCUAUUAGAACAGCUGCUAAUCUGUUAAUUACUCAGACUGCGUAUUUCGUUUAUCGUCAACUACAUAACUAACGAACCAACUGUCUCUGCUCUCGUUCGUCUAUAUUUAAAUCGUUUAUUGAACACUGAGUCACUCACUACUCUAAACUAUUUCAAUCACUAUUUAAAAAGAAAGCAUAUGUCUUGUUUUUAACUUUCUCUCCCUCUCUCUCUAUUUCGUCUCUCUUUUAUUAUUCUCUGAGAAAAAAUCUUUUAACAAACUUAAACUUUGGUAUUGAUGAGUUUGAUACGAAAUCUGAUUAAUUGAUAUCCUUAGUUUAACUUGUACAUUAUUAAUAAAGUUCAGUAUUAUAAUGAAGUUUUUAAACAUAAACAAAUUUUUAAACGAAAACAGCUACAAUUUUAUAUAUAUAUUUUUUCUCUUUUCAAAUUAAAAAAAGUAAAUCUUCAAUUAAAGUAAACUUUUUCAUAUCAAUUGUGUACAAAAACUAAAGGAUUUUUUAUGAAAAAAAAAAUAUUUUAAAUAUGUUUUUGUUUGGAGUUUUUUACAAAAAAAGUAAUAACCAGAUCAAGCAGCUUUUUAUAUGAUUUUUUGUUGUUGUUAUUAUAUUGAUAAAAAUAGUUGUUGAGUUUAAUUUUUGUUCUUCUUUUUCACUAAGUUAGGAAAAUUAUAAAUUUUUUUGUUAUAUUGCUAAUGAUAGAGAACAUAUUAUAAAAAUUCUACCAAAUCCCCAGCAGAAGAGAAGACAGAUACAUAGUUAGAAAAAAACAGCUACUUACCUAAAAAAAAAUCAAAUAAUACAAAUAUACUUUUCCACUUGUUAAUCAAAUUCAAUGAUGGGCAAAAGCAUGCAAACAUCGUUUAGGUAUGGUACUUGUGGGUUUAGUUUCAUUUGGCAGCGACCUUAAAGAAAGACCAAUAGAGUUCUAAUAUCAGUCUCACCAAGACAAUUUGGCCUAUUGUUAUAACACAAGAGCAAGAGUAGGAAAAUGCCUUCUAUUUCCUAACAUUGAAUCAGCCGGAUAGGUUUAAAAAUCCUUAUAACUUGCGAAUGCUUAAAUCCACUGUUUCUGACAAGUGUUCAAGGAAGUAAAACCCUAAUGUGUUACUCCUUCUGCUUGGUAGUGUGAGGAAACGCAUACAGCGUAAGUGCCAUAGUUACUUCGAUGCGCUCACUGCAUUAGCUGAUAUCGCUAUACGCAUGUUUUUCUAUCAGUUGCAUAGGAAACAAUGAGUGAAACUUCUAUUGAGCUAAUGGCAGCAAACCAAAUGGCCUCAUAAUGCAGUGUUCAAAACCCCAAGUUGUAAACAUUUGUCAUAUGUUGGCUUUCGGGUUUUUACUAGAGGCCUACCCACAGAUUGCAGUCCCCUUGGACUACAAUGUUCUACAAUUUUCUGAGACUUCCCUGCAUCCAAAACAGUUGAAUUUAACUAGUUCUUUUGAACAUUUGACAUCUUUUGAACAUUUGAACAUUCCUUGACAUUAUGAUAGUGUUCUAAGUAGCCGACUGGUUGGUAAAGGGCUAUAUCAGUAUACUUACCCUUGCUAUAAGUGUGCUGUUGUCGAAACGGACAAUCUUUGUUUGCAGAUAUUCCUUAAUAAAUAGUUUCAUCAAAUAAAGGAAAUCUUUAUCAGUUUUAGAACAAGAUCGUCUCACAGCAAGGCAAUAACAUGUGCUCGCCCAUCAUUGCAAGCUAAGGAAGUCAUAUAAUUACAUUUACUCAAAGGCCUUAAAAACUUUAUUAGUUUCUUGGCUACGAGUAGCAGGUGCUAAAAAACACCCCAAAUUGAAAGAAAGCUUGUUUUCUAUAAACUGUUUAAGCAUUUCAAUGUACCACCUUUAUAGUGUAUGGCUUCUCUUAUUGAUGUAACGGGUAGACUGAAAACCAAAAAAACAUCUUUAUCUCAUUGCAAACUUUCUUUCAUUAUCGAUAUGAUAAUGAGAAACAUUUUACAACUCCCCUAUUUGAUAUUCUCUAGCCUUUGAAAGCAUUGCCUAAAGACAAAAUAGUAACAUAAUCAUAAUGAAUGCACAGGGAAGGCUAAACUUGUAGCCAUUGCAAGCAAAUAUUGAUCCAGCAACAAGAACGCCUGAGAUUCAUGGCUAGCAGCCCACUCUGUCUGCAGCUUUAUUCUCUCCAUAGAUCAAAUAAAUCAAGACAGAAAUUAAAACAAAAAUAAAAAUAAAGUAAUGACAGUUAUUUGUUUUUCUUCUCUAAACAUCUUUUUUGACUAGCUUUAUUUUAGCUCUCACCGAAACUUUAAAAUAUAUAAAAACAAAAAUAAUAUUACAAAGAAAAAAAAAAAAGAUAUUAAAUACCAAAACUUAAUCUCCCUCUUUGACCAAACAACCAUAGUCAAAUGAGCGGCUUUCUCUCUCUCUACUUUUCUAGUUUAGUUUUUAUCUUCUUCAAUUUUCUUAUACUUAUCGAAAUAACGCCCUUACCUUAAAACGUUAUUGUUUUUCUUCUCUACUAAACCCAAAAGACAACAAGUGAAAAUCUUCAAAAACGAGAUUGUUUAGCAAUAAUUAUUAUAUUAAAAGACAAGUUAAUAUAAUUAAAAGAAAACAAAAAGAAAAGAAGCAACCCAUGUUCUAAAAAUAAACAAUGUUUUCAUAUUGUAUAAAAAAAGGAAAAAAAUUAAAAACAGACAACUAAUUUAGACAAACAUUAAACCAAAAAACCAAUGAUGAUGAUGUUUUUAUUUCGAAACAAGUUUUUGUGUUUUGUUUUUUCUCUUAUGUUUUGACUAUGUUUUAUUAAAUUGAGAACAAUAUUAAAAAACAAAAAAAUGAAUUGAAAAUUGUUAUUUUAUUGGAUGAACAUUGGCAUUAUUUUUAAAGUUUUAGAGAGAAGAGAAAAAUUAUAUACAUGUAAAACAAAAACAAAAAGUAUAGGGAUUUAAAAAAAAACAUACAAAACAAGUACUUAUUAACAAAUACAACAUUUAACAUAUUAAAGUGAAAAAACAAACAACAAGCAUAAUACAGAAGAAGAAAAACCAACAAACAAUACAAAAAAUUAUGUUCAUGUAAAAGUUAUAUACAACAAAAACCAAAAAAAAAACCCAAAGAUAUAAUGUUGAAUAAUUAUUGUUACUUUGAAAAGAUUUAAAAUUGAAAUAAAAAAGAAUUCAAUAAAAAUUAUUAUAUAAACUAAAA